Messenger RNA from Oryctolagus cuniculus (rabbit), 2778 nucleotides. RefSeq names its product angiotensin II receptor type 2 (gene AGTR2). Gene Ontology annotation, molecular function: C-C chemokine receptor activity; C-C chemokine binding; angiotensin type II receptor activity. The record is from RefSeq and is marked provisional. Gene Ontology annotation, cellular component: membrane; external side of plasma membrane. NCBI's taxonomy places the organism in Eukaryota, Metazoa, Chordata, Mammalia, Lagomorpha, Leporidae. Gene Ontology annotation, biological process: regulation of apoptotic process; immune response; G protein-coupled receptor signaling pathway.
AUUACGUCCCAGAGUCUAAAGGAACGAAUAGGCACAGAAUUCAAAGCAUUCUUCAGGCUGAUUUUGUAAGGGGUGCAUUUAGGAUCUAGGCAAGCUGAUUUAUGAUAACUGCUUUAAACUCCAAAAACCAAAGGUGUAGGAAUUAGAAGCUGCUGACAUUUCACUAUGAAGGACAACUUCACCCUUGCCGCCAUCAACAGAAACAUUACCGGCAGUCUUCAUCUGGGACUCAUGAACUUCUUUGGCAACAAUGAGUCUGCCUUGAACUGCUCAUAUAAGCCAUCAGAUAAGCAGUUAGAUGCAAUUCGCAUUCUCUACUACUUUAUUUUUGUGAUUGGAUCUCUUGUCAAUGCUGUUGUGGUUACACUGUUUUGUUGUCAAAAGGGUCCUAAAAAGGUUUCCAGCAUUUACAUCUUCAAUCUGGCCGUGGCUGACUUACUCCUUGUGGCUACUCUUCCUCUUUGGGCAACCUAUUAUUCUCACAGAUACGACUGGCUCUUUGGACCUGUGAUGUGCAAAGUGUUUGGGUCUUUUCUGACCCUGAACAUGUUUGCAAGCAUUUUUUUUAUCACUUGCAUGAGUGUUGAUAGGUACCAAUCAGUCAUCUACCCCUUUCUGUCUCAAAGAAGAAAUCCCUGGCAAGCAUCUUAUAUAGUUCCCCUUGUGUGGUGUAUGGCCUGUUUGUCCUCGUUGCCAACUUUUUAUUUCCGAGAUGUCAGAACCAUUGACUACUUAGGAGUGAAUGCUUGCAUUAUGGCUUUCCCUCCUGAGAAAUAUGCCCAGUGGUCGGUUGGGAUAGCCCUAAUGAAAAAUAUCCUUGGUUUUAUUAUCCCUUUAAUAUUCAUAGCAACAUGCUAUUUUGGAAUCAGAAAACACUUACUGAAGACCAAUAGCUAUGGGAAGAACAGAGUAACCCGUGACCAAGUCUUAAAGAUGGCAGCUGCUGUUGUUCUGGCGUUCAUCAUUUGCUGGCUCCCCUUCCAUGUUCUGACCUUCCUGGAUGCUCUGACCUGGAUGGGUGUCAUUAAUAGCUGUGAAGUUACAGCAGUCAUUGACCUGGCACUUCCUUUUGCCAUCCUCCUGGGAUUCACCAACAGCUGCGUUAAUCCCUUUCUGUAUUGUUUUGUUGGAAACCGGUUCCAACAGAAGCUCCGCAGUGUGUUUAGGGUUCCAAUUACUUGGCUCCAAGGCAAGAGAGAGAGUAUGUCUUGCCGGAAAAGCAGCUCUCUCAGAGAAAUGGAAACCUUUGUGUCCUAAACGAGAGAGCAGAAUGCAUGUAAUGGACAGGGCUACUUGGUUUGAGGCCCAUCUGGAUUAUCUUUAAAUGGUGUUGGUAAAAUAAUAUGUUUUCUGGCCUUCCUUUAUCUUUUCUCACUCUUCUGGAACAGGAAACCAAAUGUAACUGUAAGUGUUAUCUUCUGGUGACUUUCAGGAAUCGCCCAUUGUUUUGUUGGUAUAUCAGUCUAGGCUUAUCUUUGGAGAGACAUAUCUAUAACUGACAAGCAACUGGUGAUCUAUCUCAAAUUAUAAGUAAUGAGAAAUUAUGAAUGAUGAUUUGGGGUUUCAGAUUUCUCCUUGAAAAAUUCUGGUAUUUCCUAGUGGUAUUUUAUAUCUGUUUUCAUCAGGCUUUCCUUUUGAACCAGGGGCAGUCUUAACUUGUUGCAUUAUUUACAAGAUUACAUAGUAAGAGAGAUGAACACUUCUAAAUUGAGUAUAUUAUAAUAGAUUAGGGGAUUGAAUUAUUCAAGCUCUAAGCAUAAGCUUUCUACUUUUUAAACAUGAUAAACUACUAAUUUUACAUUGUAGUUGAGCAUAAUUUUUAGUUAAGAUACAGCUACAUAUUUACUAGUGCUAGGAAAAUAGAUUAAAUUACACCUACUCCAACAUUUUAGCUUAUUUUUUGCAGUUAUAAGAGUAAAACAUAUAUUAACAGAAUUGCAAUAGUCAAAUAUUUGAGUACUCAGUUAAACUUUGAAGAAAUACGUCUUUAAAACUUUCUGUUCAUGUAAACUGUUGUGUAAGGAUUUCUGUUUUCUCUGAUUUUUUUAAAAACAGUGACUAAACACAGUGCAUUGUUAUAAAAUGUAAAGGUCAAUUUUUAUAUCCUUGACCUUUUGGAUGUGGUACUUUGAUAUAUAGUAUGUUGACUUGAUUUUUAUUAUUGAUGUUUUGCUUUUGGGUCACUUCCCAAAAUAUCUGGAUGGCUUCUUUAACUCUUUAGCUUGUAGUGAACCCUUAAUCAGCAUAGAAGAAGAUUGUACCAGGAUGGAAUUUGGAUACCCAGGGGGCAUAGAGAGAUCCAGCAAAUGGCAAGUUGUUGUUAAGCAAGGAACCUGUACUGGCAGUGCAAAGUGGCUUUUAAUACAUAGACCAUAGGGAUAGUUGUGGCCUACAUGUACUGAUGCUGCUUGUUCCAGAAUCUAUAGGACUCUGUGGGGCUAUUUUAAGCCAAUUGCUGUCCUUAGAUCUUGUCAACACUACUAGAACUCCUAAGUUAGAGGAGUACCUGAAACUGCCUGAGUUACCUAAAUGUUGCUUGUAUUAGAAUAUGAGUCCUAAUUUUAAAUGUCUGAGAUUCUGUUCUGUACCAGUCCUGUAUUAUGCCAGAUUCACCAGGAGUUUCCUAGACUAACGCUGACUUAGAGGUUACAACUGAAGGUUUAGUAUCUUUGCCAGGUUCCAGGGCCAUAGGGCAACUACUCCUCUCACACCACUUUCUGGCAGAGUCCUCAUUUUGUGUAAUCAUAUUAUUUUCAAUAAAAACAAAUAGCUAAAUGU